This is a messenger RNA of Haliotis rubra (blacklip abalone), 3351 nucleotides long. RefSeq lists its product as uncharacterized. The transcript is spliced from 6 exons. NCBI's taxonomy places the organism in Eukaryota, Metazoa, Mollusca, Gastropoda, Lepetellida, Haliotidae. The record is from RefSeq and is a predicted model, not a curated record. The coding region runs from base 1643 to 2881 and encodes 412 amino acids.
CAUUUGUCACAUUUUGCAUUGUGUAAAUGAGCCUAUCAUAGCGGUUUCAGAUGUCUCUUGGCGAAAGGUUUGUGACUGCAUGAAUAUAUGGAUUACCUUGGAUGGAAAGGAGAAAGAAAUAGCUUCCAAAUUCGACAGCACAGCUCGUGACACUGCAGGUUAUCACCGGUACUGCUACCAGCGGUUUACAAACAAGAAACAUCUGGAUCAAGGUAUCAAGCGAAGAGAUAAAGGGUGUUUACGACGUGAUAGUGGAGAGACAGAUGUGCCUAGUGGUGAACCAUCCCCUAAAAAGGCAAGACUUGUUCUUAGAUCAAAAGUAACUACAGCACAAAAUGUAUCAAGGCGAUCAAAGCAUGUGCUUCCCGAGGAGUGUAUCAUCUGUAAGAAGGCUAAAGUUAUUGUUGACAAAACAUCCUUGAAGAGAAAACAAGAGGCCCUUGUUACAUGUGAGACAACUGCUGACAAACUGUUACAGGCGGCACGACUGAAAGGAGAUGACCAGAUUUUAGUACAGAUUGGGGACUUAGACCCGGUAUGUAUAGAAGUGCGGUACCAUGCAUCAUGUUGUAAACUUUACACUAAAUGUGUAUAUAAUCAGAAUGAUUCACUUGGACGGCCUCUAAACAAAGCCUUUGACAAAUUCUGCACAGAAGUAAUUGAGAAACGUAUUAUGGGAAAGGGAGAAGUACUUCGAAUGAAUUUGCUCACAAAACUCUUUGUUACAUUUGCACAGCAAGUAGAGGAUGUUGAUAUUACUGGAUAUCGGAAUGAUCAGGUCAAGUUGAGACUAAUAAGAAGGUACCCACUUCUGAAGUAUGUUCAGCCAGAUGCAACUACAUGUGAAUUUGUUUUUCAUCAAGCACAAAAUGAAGACACUUUUAUUCAGUUCAGUGAGCAUGAAUUGGAGAACCUAUAUUCUGACAGUGAAACAGAAAGUAAUAGUGACUCUCAGGUAUUGGAACAUGAGGUGCUCAGCAACCAAUCAUCUUCAGAACACUCCUGUCAGGAAGAAUUUGCACAAAUCUAUCGUGCUGCUAUCAUCAUUCGAAAAGCUGUUGCUUCUUCACCUGGUGUCUCUAUGUGGCCUCCCAGUGAAGAGAAUUUUUCAUUACAUGAGUGCCAGAGAGUAGUUCCACCAGUUCUCUUUAAUUUUCUGGCAUGGUGUUGUGGAAUCAGUGAAGUGAAGUUUAGUCCAAGGCUGGUAGAGAUGGAACGAAAUGACAACAAGAAAAAGAUACUUUCUCUAGCACAAGACAUAAUUUGUCUUGCCUCUAUGGGGAGAAAGCUUAUGCCAAAACACUUAGCUUUAGGUGUGACUUUAAGACACCUUACAGGUUCUGCAAAAUUACAGCAGCUACUUAACUCCUUUGGACACUGUGUUUCCCACUCUGUGACUCUUGAGCAUGACACAGCUUUGGCCACAAGACAAUUACAGCGUGAAACGGAUGUUCCGACUGGAUUUUGCAGCAAUGUGUUCACCACUCAAGUGUGGGAUAACAAUUUUGGUGAAGAAACUCUGUCAGGUUUCACUGAAGCAGGUAUAUCAUGAACAUGCAAGGGUACAACCCACAACACAAAUGGCAUUAUAAUACAGACUGCCAGUUCUGAUGCCCCAGGGAGCCCAGAGGAAAUUGCAAGAAUGAGUCGGGACAGGAAACGAACAAUUGAUGCACCAUCUUCGGUGAUAGUUCCUUUCCAGGGAUCAAAAAGAAAAGGACCAUCACAGUUUCAAGGCAAGAAGCCAGAUUUAUCCCGGAAACUGAAUGUUCAAGAAAAAGCAAAGAAGAUUGAUCAAGCAUUGGUUCUUGCCAAGUUCGGCCAAGAUCAAUUUCUGCUUCCUGGUUGGACAGUCUGUAACCAGCUAUUGACGAAUGAUGCACAUCCUCUGAGUACCAUUGGCUAUCUUCCCGUGAUAGAUGCAAGUCCUACUGACAAGUCAACUGUCAAUGCCAUUCUGGAGAAGAGUUUAUUAAUUGCCAAUUCAUUAAACCUUUCUGCUAUAGUCCUCGUCAUGGAUCAAGCAAUAUAUGCUAGAGCCCAGGAAAUACGUUGGAAUGGUCGUCAGGAAUUUAGGGAUCAACUGGUAAUUCGUUUAGGCGAAUUUCAUACUGCCAUGGCUUUUCUGGGUGCUAUUGGCAAACGUUUUGGAGAUGCUGGAUUGCGCGAUAUUGCCAUUGAGUCCAAUCUAGUCGCUGAGGGGUCCAUUAAUGGUGUCAUUAGUGGACAUCAUUACAACAGAAGUCUGAGAUGCCAUAAAAUACUCUCUGAAGCUAUGCAUCGCUUACGAAUACAGGAAUACCUGGAUCAUCUAUCACCAGAAAGGAACCAAGAAGUCAUUACUGUUAUCCACAGUAUCCAUGACAGUUUUCCAACCACAUUCAUGAGCUGCCUUGAAACAGAUUCUGUGAUACGCUUCCUAGAAGACUAUGACCGUUAUGUGAAGAUCAAAUGUGGAUGCAAUGACAUGUAUGCCUUCUGGACAUCUUACCUUGAGAUGGUUGAGCUGCUGCUGCUCUUUUUAAGUGGAACAAGAGAAGGAAACUGGGAGCUACAUUUGUCAACCAUCCGUGACAUGAUACUUUGGUUUAUGGCCUAUGGCAGAAUCAACUACUCAAGAUAUCUUCCCAUCUAUUAUCUUGAGAUGAGAGAUCUCCCAUCUACUCAUCCCUUUAUUCACUCACGUUUGUCUGAUGGGGAGCUUGCAGUCAAAAGGCAUGAUGAUCAUGGAUUUUCCAUGACUGCCUGUGAUCAAGUUAUUGAACAGACCUACAACCGAGAUUCAAAGGCCAGAGGUGGACUGACAGGCAUAACUCUCAACAAGGGUGCAGUGAGGCGAUGGAUUCUGAGUCACCCUGCUAGAGCAGCUAUUGCAAAUUAAUGCUACAACAUGUCAUGAACAAAUUCUGACAAGUCUUCUUCGACACCCCAGACAGUAGCAUCCAGAACUGUAUCAGAUGAACAAGCUGUCCAAAAUGUAAUGAUGACAAUUACAGAAUUUUCUAAUCCAUUCACAAAUGAAGUAGGCAAUGAAAUCGUGAACAUCUGUUCAGGAAAGGUUGCCCCAGAAAAUGUCCGAUCUGACUUGUCAUCUGCAUUUGACCGUGGAGAAGAAUACUUAAAAAAUUGUGUCAAUGAGCGACUGAUUGAGGGACGAAAGGAUGUGUUUGAUAAACUCGUUCUUCCAGCAAGCAAAACAUUUUCAGAUGUUGACAAGAAAGUAGCACCAAAGACAACCCAAGUAACUGCUUCCUUGAAAGAACACAGAGAUCUGUUGGUCCGCUUGUUAAUGAUUGCCAAAGAGAAAGACGUGGAUUUGAAAGAUAUCCUCAGAUAUCCACUGUCAUCCCU